AAGAAAGAAAGAAAGGGAGAAGAGGGCUGACGGGAAGGGGGAAGGGGGAAGGGGCCGCAUUACUGCCGCUGCCCAAUCCGCGCCGCCAUUGUUGCCUGUCCACGGAGCCAUGAGUCAUGCCUCUGUCACUGAGAGGAGGAAGGAGAAGACGCGAUGCUGGAGGAGUCGCACCCAGUCCCUGUCGUGUCGUGUCGCAUAGGAGGGUCAUCGGGGGAGAGCGGUGCUGAAGAGAAAGAGAGGCCAAAUGUGGGGCUUGGUCGUCAUCCUCGUCGCUGACUAGCUCGCCGCCGCCGCUGUUAUGUCGCGCCGUCAUCAUCCUCUCCACGGAGCCAAGUCAUCGUGGUCCAUGGUGGGCCGAAGAGAGAAGCUCAAACAGGUGAGAGAGUGACACGUCGAGAGGAAAAAUGCUAUGAAGGAAACGUGUCCACCGUCGUCAAGCCGCAACGCCGUCGCUGUCAUUAGUUGGGUCACUGUCGGUGUCGAUGAUGGAGCCUCGCCGAAGCCUGUGUAGUCGUCAUCCUGUGUCUGUUGUUCUGGUCCGCUGAGAAAGGGAAGAUGCCGUCCUUGUGCUUUAUGCAUCGCCGACGAGCACGGAGAGGAGGGACUCUGUCUGCGUCAAUGCCUUUUGAGGGGUUGUGCUUGGCCGCCGUUGUGUUGCCCUGCUUCACGGUGGCUGAGCUUUGCCACCCGCUGCUCUUUGGGCUUAUGGUGAUGCGGGAACCACUGCAGGAAGAGGAGCAGGCUGAGUUACCGUGAUUCAGGCUGCCAAGGAUGGUUUUGUGACUUCCGGGACUACCGCCAAAGCUUCGGGCCGAGCCUCUACCGCCGGAGAACGCCACUGCCGUCACUGAAAAACACUGCCGAUAAGGGUUUUUAAGUUGGUUUUCAUUUGUUUAAGAUUCCGAAAACUUUAUCGUCUCUGUAUGUGGGUUUCAGUCACUAUCGCCGGAUUUCGGUCGCCACUGCUGCUUGAGGUGGCUGUCGGGCUACCGCUGAACCGAUUCGGAGACCACCGCUGUUUCAGUUCAGCCGUUCUUUCUUCAUUUCGAGUCAUUGUGGUUGUUGAGAAAGCAAGUGGAGCUGAGGUUUUGGUUGUAGUUGAUUCAGGUCAAGACGAAAGGAGUCAGUUAACGAGUUUGGGUUGUGGUUUCAACAUGUCGAGGGGUGUCAAAAAUUCCCAAGAGACGGGGAUCCCCGCGGGGACCGCCCCGAAUGGGGGCAUCGAUGAUGGAGAAUUUUUUCCAUGGGGAUGGGGAUGGGGAGCAAAAUUCUCCCGAGAUAGGCGCGGGACCCGAGCGGGGAUCCCCGCCCCCAUCCCCGAAAUUCCUCAAAUUUUUGAAGUUACUUAAAUACCCUUACUUUAUUAUUAAUACAGGGGGUAUUUUAGUAAUUUUACCCAUUAAAAAACCCUAAGUCCCCUAACCCUAUUAUCAGUCUCUCAUAUUCUCAUUCUUCCCUUCUCACUUUGCGCCGUCUACUACAGUACUACUAUUCCAUUCAACCAUUCUUCCAUUCUCACCUUGCUGCGCCAUCUACUCUACUAUACUAUAUUCACCGUCAUCGGUCGCCACUCCUGCCACCGGCCACUCUUGCGCCACUCGCCACCACGUCGUUCUCUCUCUUCAGGCGCGGUGUCUUUUUUCUCUCCAUUCCUGCAUUUGCGUGUUUGCUUCCGCCUCUUUGCUGCUCGCCGCGUUGCAUCCCACUGCUCCACCAUCUCUUUGAUGCUCGCAUUUAUUGGAGAGCAUAGCUGCUGACGCUGAAAUAGCCACCGGUUGUCCCUCUUCUAAUCCUCUUCCUUCUUCCCAUCAACUUGACUUCAGGUUAGAUUUUGUCUCCUUCUAUGUAUCUGAAGCAAUUAGACAUAUAGGGUUUAUAAUUAUGAAAUAUUUAGGGUUUGAUUUUGUUAAUUAUAAUUUCUGUGAUUCUGAGUUGUUGGAUUUGGUUAGGGUUUUGUAAAUUUCUGGUUUUCUGCCUGUAGUUAUUUUGGUUGUUUUGAGUUGAU
Molecule: messenger RNA, 2005 nt
Organism: Arachis duranensis
Lineage: Eukaryota; Viridiplantae; Streptophyta; Magnoliopsida; Fabales; Fabaceae
Exons: 3
Coding region: 924-1349 (141 amino acids)
Source: RefSeq, a predicted model, not a curated record